AUGAACAGGCUUAACACGACGUCGGUCUCAUUGGCCGUUACGCCGACGGUUGUAACCACCUUGUUUUCACAUUACCUGAAUAAGAAGAGCUUGAAAGAGCACCCGACCACGCAUCUGUCGUACGACGAGGGACUACAUCUCAUUCGGUCGUUCCUCGAAUAUGCCUCGCAGCACACUGUCGAAGAGAUCCAGGGAUUCACGGCUCAAUGGGUCCCGCACCCGCAAUGGGUCAAGCUUGAAAGCGUCACGAUUCCUGACGAGCACCUCCGCCGAGCAGCAGAAUUGAUAGAGGGAGAGCUGGGGCCUGAUGGCAUCCGUCAGAUUGGCGGCAGGAAAUGGUGGCACUGGCGAGGACCGAAAGGCCCGUUGGAGGCUGAGUGGAUCGAGAUGCGGGCGGAUGCCAAUGAGCGGAAAAAGAACAACGAACCACUGCGUCGUGUGAUGCUUUACAUACACGGGGGUGCGUAUUAUUUCGGGAGUGUCGACGAACAUCGCUACCAGAUGCAACGACACGCGAGAAAACUAAAAGCUAGAGUCUUUGCACCGCGGUACCGUCUGGCUCCUCAAUUCCCAUUCCCAUGUGGCCUUCAGGACUGUUUGGCAGCUUAUUUAUAUCUGCUUACAACGCAAGACCCAAGCACGAUUAUCUUUGCUGGAGACUCGGCAGGUGGUGGCAUGGUGACGUCCAUGCUAUGCCUUCUUCGAGACCAAGGAAUUCCAUUGCCCGCCGGGGGCAUCCUUAUUAGUCCUUGGGUUGACUUGACGCACUCGUUUCCAAGCCUUGGCCUUGAGACGCCGCUGGAUUAUAUACCACAGUCAGGCUUUCACCACAAGCCAUCAAGGGCAUGGCCGCCGCCCAAUGAUGAUGAUGUGAAUAUGCUCCACGCAGAGGCGGAGAAGCGCAAGAAGGGCGAUAAGAAAGGGGCUCCGUCUACGGCUGAACUAGAGCAGAAACAACAGGAUCCCGUGGUUCCGGCAAGUGAUGGCGAAGCAGGUGUUCAUAUUGACAGCAGUGGCCUUUACACCGAGACGGAAAAAUUUCUAACCGUUACAAUCGAUGGGGAGCUGAUUACCAUGAAGGACCAAAUUCAAAUGUAUACAACGAAUGCUCUUCUAUCACACCCACUGGUGAGCCCUGUCAAGCAGCCAACGCUUGGUGGGCUGCCGCCUCUUCUGAUUACUGUCGGAGGCGGCGAGCUUCUUCGUGACGAGCAGAUUUACUUGGCCCACAAGUGUGCCAACCCGACAAAAUACGCACCGCCGGACGCAGACUUGACGGACCACGGAAGGGAAUUGCUUGCCAAGUACAAGCCUACUUAUGUGCAACUUCAAGUGUGGGACGAUCUAUGCCACGUUGCCCCGACUCUCAGCUUUACAAGCCCGGCCAAGUACAUGUACAGAUCGAUUGCGCAGUUUGGAGCCUGGGCCCUAGCGCGUGCGCAGAACAGAGACAUUGAGAUUAUGGAUGACGAUGCGAUUUCGGUCAUUACUAGCUCUGGCUCUGAUACGGAAGCUGGGGGCCAGGUAGAACAAGAUCUGAAUAAAGAUAAACAAACAGCGGACGACUCAACGCCUGCAGAGGUUGGAAGAGCAGGAGAUCCACUUCCGCCAUUCAAGAAUUACAUGAUUCGACAGCGAAUAGCCCGGAAUGGCGCCAUUUUGCCUCUUCCUCGGGAGGAAGAGCUGCCUGGAUGCACCAUGAAGCCCGAGGAAAUUGGAGUUAUUAAAGAAGGUCCUGUGAGGAAGUGGCUGGAAACCAAGCGCACAUGGGACCACAAAUACGCCAGCGCAAGGGCCAAAACGCAUAAAAAGAUUAUCAAGGAAAUGGUUGAGGGGUAUAAAGAUUUUGGCGUGGAUGAGCGUCCGCCGCCAACUGCACUGGCUGGGCGAAUACCCGUGGGUGCCGAGUUGCAAUCAGGGAAGAGAAGGAGGAGUUUUGGCCUAGCCAUCUGGUCCCUCUGGGGAUCAAAACACGACGAGAUGACGGUAGAAAGGGAGCAGAAAGCUAAUUACGAGCCCGAGAUGCAGGCCGUUACUCCAGAUCUGAGUAAUGGCGUCUCGUCACCCUCUGGAGCCAACAAGCCUGGGCAUAGCCGCAGACCUUCUCAUCAGCGGAUUGUGCGAGAUGAGCAUCAAACCGGCAGCGAAGAGACGGAAGGGGAAACUGCUGUUGAGCAGUUGAUUGCCAUGCGCCGGGAGCAGGAGGCGGCUCACGAUGGCCUCCUCAGCCCGGAUUAUUCUCCUGAAACGGGCGUCGCCGGAAAGAGGCCAUUCCUUGACGGCAUUGCCUUGCCGUUUAGCAUUAGAAAUGACGCGGAGACAGCGAGCAUGAUUACGCUAAAUUCAACAAUGACGCCUGGAUCUCGGCCAAUGAACGAAGAGAAGCCUUCUGCAAAUGGUGUGGAUGAGGACAAUGAGAAAGUAGAGGUGCAGCGUCGGGCCAUUGAGACAUUUUCGACAGCUAAAGAGGAGUUACCACAGGUCAAGGUAGAGAUGUGA
Molecule: messenger RNA, 2499 nt
Organism: Trichoderma virens Gv29-8
Lineage: Eukaryota; Fungi; Ascomycota; Sordariomycetes; Hypocreales; Hypocreaceae
Exons: 4
Coding region: 1-2499 (832 amino acids)
Molecular function (GO): hydrolase activity
Source: RefSeq, a predicted model, not a curated record